Messenger RNA from Dracunculus medinensis (Guinea worm), 1116 nucleotides. The record is from the annotation of a GenBank genome assembly. NCBI's taxonomy places the organism in Eukaryota, Metazoa, Nematoda, Chromadorea, Rhabditida, Dracunculidae.
AUGUAUAUACGAAUAAAUAUCCCAAUUAUCACAUUGCUCUUUAUUGCUGAAAUCGUGCAAGCACACUUUUAUAAUUGGUUAUCACUCGCACUUUCUUCAACAUCAUAUUAUUCACCUUCUUACUAUGGGUCCUCGAAUCAUCAACAAUAUAAGAUGCUUUGUGAACGACUACCUGGUUUGAAUCCGAUUCAGAUCACUAUUUGUCAUCAGCAUCCUUUUGCGAUGCCCUCAGUAGGCCGUGGGGCUCGAGAUUCAGUCAUUGAAUGCCAAACACAAUUUAAAUAUGAAAGAUGGAAUUGCUCAGAAAGGAUCAAUAGAAAUCCUAAUAGCUCUGCCACAGGAUUUCAGGACCUUCUUGGUCGUACGAUGAGAGCAGGUAUUGUCCAUGCAGUUACCAAAGGUUGUAGUACAGGGAAUUUGACUGAAUGUGGCUGCGACAAUCAACCUGGAGUACAACGAUAUACUGACUUGGAUCAAUCUCUAUUUAUUGGACGUGAAAAAUUCUCUUGGGGUGGAUGCUCAGAUAAUUCGAAAUAUGGUGUUCAUUUUGCGAAACAGUUCUUGGACCGAUAUGAGAGAGAUCAAUACGAAAAAGACAAAGAUAUACGCCAUUUAAUGAAUCUGCAUAAUAAUUUCGUCGGUAGAGAGGCAAUUGUUCAAAAUAUGCGAAAACAGUGUCGAUGUCACGGUGUUAGCGGAUCAUGUGAAUUUAAAACAUGUUGGCUUCAAAUGCCAAAAUUUAAUGAAAUUGGAGAAAUGCUCAAACAACGUUACAAUCAUUUUGCUGUGCAAGUUGCCAAAAGGGCAAAGAAAAGAUUACGUAGAAAAGAACGUUCAGAAAGAAAGAAACCAUUAAGGGGCAAUGAAAUUGCAUACAUCCAUAAAUCACCGAAUUAUUGUGAAAGAGACGAUUCGGAAGGCAUUUUGGGCACAAAAGGCCGAGAGUGUAAUCAGUCAUCAUUGAACUCAGAUAGUUGUGAUUUACUCUGUUGUGGACGAGGUUACAAUACGAAAGAAGAAUCACGUAUAUCUCAGUGUCAUUGCAAAUUUGUUUGGUGUUGCUCGGUGAAAUGCAAGACAUGCACUGAAAAAGUGCUUGUCCAUACAUGUAAAUGA